AGAAACGAGACAACAACCAGAACACGAAUCCGAAACACUCUCUUGUAUCAUUCUCAUUAUUUUUUCGCGGCUUCUGAUUUGUUCAUCUUCUUCGAUCCAUAAAACCAGAAAAAUGGUGUUUCCUUGGAGAUUGAGGCGAAGAGGAGGGGACAAGAAGGAAAUAAUCACGGCGAUUGGAAACUCGGACACCGAUAUCACGAUUCCGCCGCAGUUUCAGUGUCCGAUCUCGUUCGAUCUCAUGAAAGAUCCUGUGAUUAUGGCUUCUGGGAUCACUUACGACCGCGGAAGCAUCGAGAAAUGGAUCGAAUCCGGCAACAAGACUUGUCCUGCCACGAACACUGUCUUGAAAACGUUUGAACAGAUCCCAAACCACGCGAUCCGCAAGAUGAUCCAGGAUUGGUGCGUCCAGAUGGGAUCGUUCAGUGGGAUAGAGCGUAUCCCCACGCCACGUGUCCCCGUGACUCAGCACGAGGUCUCCGAUAUCUGUGGAAAGCUGUCGGCGGCGGUGAGGCGUGGGGACCACAACAAGUGUGUAGAUCUUGUCGGGAAGAUCAAGAACUGGGGGAAGGGAAGCGAGAGGAAUAGAAAGUGUUUGAGAGAAAACGGCGUCGGAUUUGUUCUUUGCGUUUGCUUCGAGGCGUUUGCGGCGAGCCAAAACGUGUUUUUGCUUGAGGAGGUUUUGUCCGUGCUGACGUGGAUGCUUCCGAUCGGGUCAGAGGGUCUGGACAAGAUCGCGUCAGCUGUUUCUUUACGUUGCAUGAUGGAGUUAUUGAGGAGCAUGGACGACUCCGUUCGCCAAAACGCUGCGCUUUUAUUGAAAGAGCUAAUCGCGUUGGACGAAACGCACGCUCUGGCGUUAGCGGAGGUGGAUGGUGUCGCGGAGGCGUUUGUGAAUUUGAUUCGCGACGAGAUUUGCGUUAGCUCGACGAAAUCUUCGCUGACAGCGAUUUACCACAUGAUCUACUACAAACCCAAGAUGGUGUCGGAGUUUCUAGAGACGGGUCUGGUGAAUCUCGCGGUGGAGAUGAUCGUGGACGCCGACAAUAGCGUUUGCGAGAAAGCGUUAGCGGUUCUUGAGGCGAUUUGCAAGACGCGAGAAGGGAGAGAGGAAGUGAGCAAAAACGCGUUGGUGAUGCCGUUGUUGGUGAAGAAGAUGCCGAAGAUAUCUGAGUUAGCGACAGUGAGUUCGGUGUCAGUGAUGUGGAGGCUCUGCAAAACGGAGAACGCUGAGGCAGCGGUUGAAGAGGCGCUGCGUUUGGGAGCGUUUCAGAAGCUGUUGGUAGUGUUGCAAGUAGGGUGCAGAGGAGGAACAAAGGAGAAAGCGACAGAGUUGUUGAAGAUGAUGAAUGCACAAGUGGCUAAAAUGGAAGAUGGUUGUUUUGAUUCUUCCAUGGAUUUCAAGUACCUCAAGAAGCCAUUUUGACGUACUUAAAUCCGAGAAAUUUGAUUCCAGUGUAAGGUUUACAAGGAGAAUACAUCUCCUGAACAUUUCUCAGUGCUGUUUCUCCAUUUCCUGUCAGUCGCUAUCUAUCUCUCUAUUCACAAUCUAUGCAACACUAAAAAAACAGAGUAUGAA
Messenger RNA from Tarenaya hassleriana, 1576 nucleotides. RefSeq names its product U-box domain-containing protein 21. Gene Ontology annotation, molecular function: ubiquitin protein ligase activity. Bases 113 to 1423 code for a protein of 436 amino acids. The transcript has 2 exons. Gene Ontology annotation, biological process: protein ubiquitination. The record is from RefSeq and is a predicted model, not a curated record. NCBI's taxonomy places the organism in Eukaryota, Viridiplantae, Streptophyta, Magnoliopsida, Brassicales, Cleomaceae.